This is a messenger RNA of Ostrinia nubilalis (European corn borer), 4372 nucleotides long. Its product is annotated as shootin-1-like. Gene Ontology annotation, cellular component: axonal growth cone; cell leading edge; cytoplasm. The transcript is spliced from 10 exons. The record is from RefSeq and is a predicted model, not a curated record. Lineage: Eukaryota; Metazoa; Arthropoda; Insecta; Lepidoptera; Crambidae. Gene Ontology annotation, biological process: neuron projection morphogenesis; positive regulation of neuron migration.
CGAUAGAACAAAGAACAACAUCUGAAAAUAAUAAUUAUUAUACACUUUUUAUUAUCCAAUUAGAUAACCUUGUGAGUCAUGAUUAUGAUUCAAUAAAAAAAGUUAUCAAUAAACUUUGUAAAAUUUCUUAAAAUAUUGACAGAAGAUAAAAAACAUAGGCAAUCAUCUUAUCUAGGUUACACAAGUAAUUACACAUUCAACAAUACAUUAACAAUUUCUAAUGAUAUUUUCCACUCUACAGCAUCUAGAAAAGUUAAAGAAUAAAAUCAUAAUAAUAUGAAGUAUGAGUUGUUGAAACCAACUAACCCAAAAAAUCAAUAACCAUCAAAAGAAUGACUGUGCUAUAAUUACCUACUUAUGACCAUAAAAAUUAAGCUAAUGUGAUGUUAUGAAACAUAAUGUUUAUGAUAAGAUAGUAUCGUUCUACAUUCAUUAAUAACAACGAUAAUAUUGUACUUUAUCUACAAAGACAGUCAUGCAACAUCGAUUCCUUCUAAAUACUAACAAAUUCUAAGAAUGUUUGAUGAAAUGAUGCCAUGAAAGGUUGAGACAGCAUCUAACGUAAACAAAAAGCGUAAACACCGAAUCCAAUGACUCACAAUGACGAAGUUUUCAUUAUCAUAUCACAACACGCAUACAUUACUAACGUUAGUUACGAUCUAGCACUCGACAGACAUUCUCGUGUUUAAUUCACGUUUAUUUUCUUUAUUAGCGUGUUUUUACGUCGAUUCAUCAAGGUCGAUUUAUUGAGUGAGCGCAGUUGACACACUUAAAGGUGUCGCAUACGUAAAAUCGCACAUUAUCCUUUAGCGAGAACAAAGGCUUUUAUUUGCAAAUUUACACUCCGGAGACCGACACACCAGCCUGUUGAUCGGGACACGUGUCCUAGACGGUACAUACGUGAAAACGGGACGAUGCGAGCGUUCGACGCGCGCGUGUGAUAAAAAUCGAAUGCAAAAAUGAUUAAAAGGAACGGUGAUAAUGUGUUUGCGAUCGCGUCGAGUAACAAUCAGUGUCAAGGCGCGCGGAGUGCCGUCUCGCUCUACCCGGGCCCGGGCGGCGCGGCCACGAGGAUACCGCGCGCCACUGCGGGCAGGAUGACGCCGCCCGACGCGCCACACCACUCCAAGGAGGCGAACAUCGCGCUCUCCACAUACGUCGAAAAGUGGAAAAACAGAUAUGAAGAGUCCGAAAGAAAGCACAAAGCGUACCUCCUCAAAUCCGAAAAAGCGAGACGGGAGUACGAUGACCUCCAACGCCGCCACAACAUCCUCACUGAAGAGAGGAACCAUCUGGACGCCGAGCUGAGAGAGAGGGAGAGAGAGCUCAACAAGCUUAAGAAUGUCUCCGAAAAGCUGUUCAGAGAGUACCAGCAGCUGAAGAACCAGCAUGAAGUCGACGCUGGAGUUAUGCAUAAGGUUAUGCAGCAGGCAGGCGAGUGGUACAAGCAAAACAAGCAGCUGAAGCGCCGCAGCACCGCGCUGCUUCAAGCGCUGCCGGCGCGCGCCGUUGACAUCGACCUCACCGACUCUACUGACACAGCGUCAGAUACCAGCAGCAACGAAGAGGUGGAGUUCCUGAAGCAGACGGUAUGCGAGCUCAGCCGGCAGACGGCCGAGCUGCAGACCGAGCUCAGCGCGGCCAAGCUGCACGAGUUCGAAGCUCACGAGCUCAAUGUGGCGCUCGCCCAGGAAGUAGAAACAGAGCGAGAGAAAUGCACAUCCCAACAGAAAGAGCUAGAAGAAUUACGCAAUCAGCUCGAGCGACACAACCGCGUGUCCAAGCUGCUCGUCGACGAAGUGUCCGCGCUCAAGAACAACGCCGACAAGGACAGGGAGAUGGCUGAGACAUACAAAUCCGAAGCGCGCGACGCCAAGAAGCGUGUCAAACUGCUCACUCAUCAGAGCACGCUGCUCAUGGGGGAGUUAGAAGCUGAUGAGCGACUCAUGCUGCUGCUGACUGAAGUGGACAGCCUCAAGGACGCGCUCGAGAACCAGGCGCUCAGGCAUCAUGAGCAAGUCGAGGAGUUGCAGCUUAAACUGGCAGAGAAGCACGAAGACACUGACAUCCUGCUCUGGGAAGAAAAGAUCCGCUUAGCGGAGGAUGACGCGCGCCGAGCGGUCGAGAGAGCGGAGCGCGCCGAGCGGAGGCUAGCGGAGAUAGAGCGGAGACUAGCGGAGGUCGAGAAGAAGCCGCUGAAGAAGUCCAAUCUCUUGUCCAGGAUCAGUUAUUUUGAGAAUGGCGGCGAAGCGAAAGAGGAAGUGGAAGUUACUCGUAAGUAUUUAUAUUGUUAAUUCAUUAAAGAACUAUUAGACAAAUUAAUCCCACCAAAAACAUUCUCACCACCCCCAGAACGGUCUCCCUCCCCACCGCCCGUUCCUUCCAUCCCUCCUCCUCCACCGCCUCCCCCCCUAAUACCUCCACCCCCUCCGCCCCCCUCGUUGCCCCCUCCACCGCCGCCGCCACCGCCGCCGCCGGUCGCGGUCAUGGGAGAACAUGAGGAUAUGGCCACGUUGUUGGCUAGUAAGCAAGGCACGUUGAAGAAGACUAAGCAGAAUGGAGGUGGAGCCAUAGACGCGAUAGUAGACCAGAUCAAAGGCGGCAAGUUCCAACUUAAAUCCCGGGAACAGAACCCCGAACCCCGCCCCAAGGACGAGCAACCAGAAGCGGUGAAAGAAAUGCUCGCCAUACUAGGCACGCUGCGCAAGAGACGCAGCUUCAAGAGGGACUUUAGCGACGUGUGACACAAAACCAUCUCAUAAAUAGGAUUCCUGCAUAAUGCCAAUUAGACAAUAUAAUAAGUAUUUUUAAUUUUAACACUGAUUAUGUCUUCCUUUGACAAUAUUUUAUAAAUACAUAUUAUUUAAAUUUCGACCACGAUAUUUCGAUGAUGACUACUGACAACUAGUGUUGCCUAACUAUCGAGCAUAAUAUCGAGAGUAAAUAUCCCCAUUUAUGUUACGAAAUUACUCUUUUAACUUUAUCACACAUUACAAUAAUUAUAUUCACAUAUUUUCUAUUCUAUAUCGUAUUCAAACUUCUCGUACAAAAGAUAUAAUUGUAACAAAACAUAUCCAUACGCAUUUCUCUUUAUAUGUUUUAUAAAAAUAUAUAACAAAACAAUGUUUUAUAACUCUCUUUAUAAGUACAAUAGAAAUAUAUUUAUAGAAAAAAUAUUAAGACUAGAUUGAUAUUAAAUGAAUGGUUGGUUUGUUUGUAAGUUUGUUAAGGCGGGACAUGGAAAAAGAAAUGUUUACUUAGGUAAAAAUAACGUAUGUUAUAUUAAAAUUGAUUGAAACCGUAAAUGAUUAUUAUACAAAAUAAUAUUAAAACAAGAGGAAAAUUAAUAAACAUCGUAUUUUAUGCUCUUUUAACAGGGCUAGAAUGUACAGUGUUGCCAUAAUAAAAAGUUAUUUGAAAUCUUUUAAAAAUAUAAAUGUGCGCGUAUGUUAUAAUAUUAUUUUCGGGCGAACUGUAACUUAUAUGAUGUCGGUAUAUGGAAAGACUGAAUUGAUGGUCGUGUAAACUAUUUUUGAUAUUCUUAAAAGCUAUUGUCAAAUUUAUUAGUACAAUAUUAUAAAAUAAUGUCUGCACAUCAGAUUAUGCAUUUUUGAUGCAAAAUGAGAGCUAUUACAACUGAACAAGACUUAUUACCAGGAAUUGAUUACUGCCAUUUGUAAUUCCAAAUUGCCAUGUUUAAUAUUAGUACAAGAGUAAUAUUUAUUUGAAUAUAAAUAAAUAAGAGGAAAUUUUUGUAUUGUGUUGCUAAGAUUUUAUAAAAAUAGAUAUUAAAAAAAUUGGAUGUGGAAUUCUUAAAUUUAUCAACAGCUUUUAAAAGGUACUGGCAAAAUAUUGUAUACUACGUGUAGAUUAAAAAAUAACAGAUUUUUUGAAAACGAUUUAUUAAAUACUUUAUAAAUGACUGGAUACAAAAUAUUAUAAAAGAUUUUUGACGUGAUCUGAAAUACUCUAAGAAUAAUAUUCAUUGAAUAUGUUAGUGUUAAAUGAGACCUAUUGUUAUUUUUAUGUAUACGAUAGAUUUUUUAUUAUAAAACCAUAGAUUAAAAGAGUGCAAAUUCAGAGACAAGAUAGUUUCAAUUGAUCAUUGAUAUUUUCAGAUAUGCAUGUCUUUUUCUCACUUAGGUGAUAAGAAAAAGACAGCAUAGAUUGUCGGUUUUAUAAAAAUAUCUCUGAAUUUGCACCAUAAAGUUACGAUGUUGAUAUUAAUGCAUGAGAAUUGAUAUUUAAAAGUUACCGACGGUGCCAAUGCUUUUGAUCGAACCGCGUCAAAAUUGGCAAGCAUUUCUCUGUAAAGUAUUAUUUAGGUUUUAAGCUAUUAGUUUUUAUUAUGAAUAAAUAUUUUGUAUUUUGA